This is a messenger RNA of Mizuhopecten yessoensis (Yesso scallop), 1004 nucleotides long. RefSeq lists its product as uncharacterized. Lineage: Eukaryota; Metazoa; Mollusca; Bivalvia; Pectinida; Pectinidae. The transcript has 7 exons. The record is from RefSeq and is a predicted model, not a curated record. The annotation marks the transcript as partial.
UAAAAAGUGACCCUAAAUAUUAGUGGUGUCGUUACGAAUGGUGGACAGUUUUUGAGGGGUUUUCAAUCCUUGUUUCUAAGAUUGCAGAUAGGACAUAAUUGUUUUAGCAAUGACAUCGUCUCCACAAAAAGGUAUAUACGUCCGCCUCAAGACCAAAAUGAACACUGCAUAUUACACCGACACCAAAUAUCUCGAGAGCUUCAGAACCAUGGCUUCAGCCCAUCUAUCUGGUCCAGGGGAAUAUAAAAGUCUUCCGUUUCUGGAUAUAUGUGAGAAUUUGGAAGGAAACGGACAUAUUGGCUGGAAUAAGCUCGGGAAUCUAAAAGAACUUGUACAAAGUACGACUGGAGGACAAGAGCAACUUCUUUGUAUGAUUAACGAUGCUGAAAAAGAAAUACAGGAGAGUUUGUCAGCAGGUUUAGCUAGUCCUUUGCCACCGGAGAGGGAUGCACCGAAACGGAGGAUGAAAGGUUUAGCGAGCCGUUUGCCAUCGGAAAGGGAUGCAAAGAAGUCGAGGCUGAAAGAUGAGGAAAUGGUAGUGCAAAUGGAUAAAGAUGUAUUUAGAGUGAAAGAAAAGGAUGCAGCUUUCUUGGAAUGUAGUGUAGAUCCUGAACCGAUAAGAGUCGUAUGGAAAAAGGGGGAAAAAAACCGAGUAGACGAGAGAAUCAUAAUAAACAAUAAGAAAUACUUUGGUGCAGGUCCAUCUUCACCAGCGCUUGUGAUAAAGGAAGCUGAAAAAGCAGACCAGGGCUUCUACCAAUGUAUUGCCAAAGCUAUUGAAAUAGAAGUCAAAGGCAAAGCUGUUCCAUUAGAAGUGGAUUCGGAUGAGGAGAGAGGGAGCAAUAAACACGGAACACAUCGAUCCCAAUCUGCAUCAUCUUCAGGAACAGAAGGGUCGCACAUUGAUAGAAACAGCAAAUCGAGCUCUCGUUCACAGGACAACCACAUGGAAUUUCGCAGUUUUUCACCCGAAGAUAGGCAUCAAGGGAAACAAAACACCAAAG